AUCUACACAUUAUAUAGGAUUCAUUAUUGUUUAUCUAUAGGUCUCCUACUCCUAAGAUUUUCUCUCUCUUCUAUAUCUCUUCCAUCACGUGACCACCUCUCUCUCGCUCCCCUGUCUUCAAGAACACUCUCCCCCCAUAAAGCCAAAAAGCCCAACAACACCCCAAAUAUCUUUUCUUUUCUUUUUUUUCUUUUUUGGGUUUCUCAUAAUAUCUAACUCUCUACCAUCUAUCUCUCACUAUCUCACUGUCUCACUCACUGUCCCCUAAUAUCUGUGUGUAGUGGUGGUGUCAUUGAAAGAGAGAAGAGAGUGAAAACAGAGGAAAAAAGUGCGGCAUCUAUCCAACUCUUUCUCUCUCUCUCUCUCUUUCUCUCUCUCUCUCUUUGCAACCCUUUGCAGUGAGUGUUCUCAGCCCUGUUAACUCUGUUUCAGACUUUAGAGUGAGAAAGAAAGUUAGAGAGAGAGAGAUAGUGCUUGUGUGUGUUUGUCCUUGUGAGAUAGAUAUAUAUAUAUAUAUAUAAAUAGAGAGUAAGAGAAAUGCAGCAGCACCUGAUGCAGAUGCAGCCCAUGAUGGCAGCCUAUUAUCCCAACAACGUCACCACUGAUCAUAUUCAACAGUAUUUGGACGAAAACAAGUCAUUGAUCCUGAAGAUUGUUGAGAGCCAGAAUUCAGGGAAAUUGAGUGAAUGUGCCGAAAACCAGGCAAGGCUACAGCGAAACCUCAUGUACCUGGCUGCCAUUGCUGAUUCUCAGCCCCAACCUCCUACAAUACAUGCUCAGUACCCAUCUAGCGGUAUUAUGCAGCCAGGAGCACAUUACAUGCAGCAGCACCAACAAGCCCAACAGAUGACACCGCAAUCGCUUAUGGCUGCAAGAUCCUCCAUGUUGUACUCCCAGCAGUCAUUUUCAACUCUGCAACAACAAGCCCUGCAUGGCCAGCUGGGCAUGAGUUCUGGUGGAAGCGCUGGACUACACAUGCUGCAGAGUGACACCGGAAAUGCUGGAGGCAAUGGGCCUCUAGGAACUGGAGGGUUUCCAGAUUUUGGACGUGGCUCUGCUGGAGAAGGCUUGCAUAGGGCAAUGGCUGGUGGGAGUAAGCAAGAUAUGGGGAGUGCUGGAUCUGCUGAAGGCCGAGGGGGAAGCUCUGGAGGCCAUGGGGGAGAUGGGGGUGAGACUCUUUACUUAAAAUCUGCGGAUGAUGGGAAUUGAGAGGUAAGAAAGAUGAAGUUUCUGGUAUGUUAGCACCUGAAAGCUAGGGAAGAAGUUAGAUGAGGAAGAUGAAUUUAAAGGCACAAGUUUAAAAAAAAAAAAAAAAAAAAAAAAAAAAAAAUUUGAAAAAGAGCCAAAAAUUUUCUGGUUGAAGAACUUAGUAUUCAAGUAAUAUGUAAAACAGCUGUGAGGUUUUACCCUCAAACCUUUGCUCUAUGUUUUUUUUAAUUUAAUAGUGAGACAAUGCAAUUCUGUGGUA
Ziziphus jujuba (common jujube) is the source of this 1468-nucleotide messenger RNA. RefSeq names its product GRF1-interacting factor 1. The coding region runs from base 538 to 1209 and encodes 223 amino acids. Gene Ontology annotation, biological process: leaf development; positive regulation of transcription by RNA polymerase II; cell population proliferation. NCBI's taxonomy places the organism in Eukaryota, Viridiplantae, Streptophyta, Magnoliopsida, Rosales, Rhamnaceae. Gene Ontology annotation, cellular component: nucleus. The transcript has 4 exons. Gene Ontology annotation, molecular function: transcription coactivator activity. The record is from RefSeq and is a predicted model, not a curated record.